Rhododendron vialii is the source of this 6774-nucleotide messenger RNA. RefSeq lists its product as uncharacterized. The transcript has 20 exons. Gene Ontology annotation, biological process: negative regulation of transcription by RNA polymerase II; heterochromatin formation. Gene Ontology annotation, molecular function: chromatin binding; histone binding; DNA binding. Lineage: Eukaryota; Viridiplantae; Streptophyta; Magnoliopsida; Ericales; Ericaceae. Gene Ontology annotation, cellular component: chromatin; nucleus. The record is from RefSeq and is a predicted model, not a curated record. The coding region runs from base 237 to 6548 and encodes 2103 amino acids.
CUAACACAGCAGAUUUGGUGCUUAAAAAAGCACAAACUUGGGGACUUGAUAACAACCCGGCAUUGUGGCGUUCGAUCUGAAAACCAAGCUGAAAGGUCAUCCUGUGUCUUGAUUUUGAAUUUGUGGAGUAUUUUUUCCAAGGAAAAGAUAAGGACGAAGCAUCCCUCCACAAAUCAAAGAAACAAACACAGCCUAAGGGGAGGAGAGCUUUGAUUGCUCGCUGCAAUUCUUAAGGGAUGGCAAAUGACACACGGUCCACUCGCAGAAGUAAGGAUGAUGAGAGUACUAGUUCGAGAAAGAAGGCCGUUGUUGAAACUGCAGGCACCUCUGGUUUAAGAAGAUCGACAAGGGGGACACCAUCUCGGGAACAAAUAACCACAAGCCCUUCAACUACAAGGAAGUCUGGGCGGCUUGAGAGCAUGACUCCAAGAACACCUCCCGUUAAGAGGAAAUCUGAGAUAGUUGAUAAACAUAAUAUUUCUAGUCCUUUGAGGAGGUCUGAUAGGUUUAAGAAGCAUCGUAGGUCAGAUAGGUUUAAGAAACAUCAAUCAGCUAGCUCAUCCGGUACGAAGGAGAUUGAGAAGGGUUCUCGUUCAUCAGAUGUUAAAAGCAAUAAGUUAAAAAUAGAGAAGAGUGUGAAAUGGUUGCCACUGGAAGGUAGGGAAGCUAACGGAAUAGAAAAAAUAGAUCCAAAUCCUGUUGGUGUGAAAAGGAAGAAAAUGGAUGCUCGUACAUUGAGAACCUUUUUUAAGCCACAAAGAAGAAGAGACACUGUGCCAGCAGAUGCAGUUGAGGAACUGGAAAAGCCAGAUAAAUUGUCACCAGAUGACACUAGCUGUUGUGGUAGUUGUGUUUCCAAGCAACUGGGAGAUGGAGAGGAUGGUACUGAGUGCUGCGGUGAGAGGAUGGAAGAAAAACAAAGCGGCAAAUGCACUGAGGAAACUUCUGAACAAGGUAGAGAUUCUACUUUAAAAAAUUCUGAGGCAGAAGCAGUAGGAAAUGACGGUGAAGUAGAAGUUUCGUGCUCAAGCAAACUGGGUAGUUCUUGGGAAGAACCUUGUUAUUCUUUAGCUGAAGAAAGUUUAAAUCCCUCCAAGAGUGGUCAAAGACUCAAAAGGCAAAGGGUAGAAAAUGAUUCACCAGAGCCGGAGCUUUGCCUUGAUGUGGCUUUGAACAAUGGCCUACAUUGCUCUUCUGUUCUUAAGGAUAGUGGGGAACUUGAAGCCAAUGUUCAAAGAUCGGUCAAAGAAAAUGAUGGCACGGCUCAAGAAGAGUCUCCUUCAAUUGUGCAAAUUGAUGGUCACCAGAAUAUGUGUGUUAUCUGCAAGCUUGGCGGAAAGCUCAUGUGCUGUGAUGGAAAGGGCUGCAAGAAAAGUUACCAUCCCUCCUGUUUAGAUCUUCCAUUGGAUGAUAUCCCUACAAUAUGGCAUUGUCUCUCAUGUGUGCAGAAGAAGAUAGAAUCUGGUGUCCAUUCAGUGUCUGAAGGAGUAGAGUCAAUUUGGGAUGCUAGAGAAGUAGAGGUGCAAGAUACUGAAUAUGGUACUAGAUUACAAAAGCAGAAUCAAUAUUUUGUUAAAUACAAAGGUCUUGCCCAUAUUCACAACAGUUGGGUACCAGAAAGACAAUUGGUUCUGGAAGCUCCGUUGCUUGUCUCGAAGUUUAAUGACAAUAACAAGGUUGUGAAGUGGAGGGAAGAGUGGAAAAUGCCACAUCGUUUGCUGAAGAAAAGAUUAUUAAGCUCUCCCAAGCAACAAGAGGAGAAUCAAAUUGAGCCUAAUGGUGAUACUUCGCAUUGCCACUGUGAAUGGCUGGUUAAAUGGUGCGGUCUUGACUAUGAGUAUGCUACAUGGGAGUUGGAAAGUGCUGCUUUUCUGCAGUCACCUCUAGCUCAGAGCCUAAUGCGCAAGUAUGAAAAUCGUCAUCAGAGGGCAAAGAGAGCUACUUCUUCCUCUCUACUAGAUAAGAAUAAGAAGGGACCCCUUGUCAAAGUUUCAAAGCUACCGGCUGGAGUCUUACCUGGAACUGAUUAUAACCAACUAACCUUUAUUGUUAACAAGCUGCGUGAGCAUUGGCAUAAAGGCCAGAAUGCUGUUUUGUUCGAUGACCAGGAGAGAGUGCAGAAGAUGAUCUUAUUUAUUGGUUCGUUGGCGUCCAACAUUAGUCAUCCUUUCCUCGUUAUCUCAGAUUCCAGUGCUCUUUCCCAAUGGGAAGCUGAGUUCUCGCGGUUGGAUUCGUCUAUUGAUGUCAUUGUUUACAGUGGAAAAGAAGAUAGCAGAAGAAUUAUCCGGACAUGUGAGUUCUAUGAGGAAGGUGGUUGCGUAAUGUUCCAAGUACUUUUAUCCCCUAUAGAAGCACUUGUCCAGCAGGAUUUUGAAAUGUUAGAGUACCUUAGAUGGGAAGCAAUCAUUGUUGAUGAGUGCCAGUGCUCUGCGAUAUCUAAAUAUUUUGAACACAUCAAAAUGCUAUCAACUGAAGUCAGGUUUCUCCUUUACAAUGACCAAUUAAAGGAUUGCAGAGCUGAACACCUUAAUCUGCUGUCAUUGCUUGAAUCUCCCAGUGAUUUGGAUACCAGUGAUGACCUGGAAAAUGACUUAGAUAAUAAUUUUGGUAAAUUGAAGGAGAGGUUGUCAAGGUUUAUUGUGUAUGAUUGCAAGCCAGACUUUUCUAGAUUUCUAGAGUAUUGGGUUCCAGUUCAGAUAUCCAAUGUCCAACUUGAGCAAUAUUGCGCUACACUACAUUCAAAUUAUGCAUCACUGCGCUCUCUUUCGAAGAAAGAUCCUUUUGGGACCCUUCAUAGUAUUCUUAUUUCGACGCGGAAGAGUUGUGAUCACCCGUACCUUGUGGAUCCGCUUUUGCAAGGCGUUUUGACGAAAGACCUUCCUGUGGUUGAGCUUUUGGGUGUGGGAAUAAAAGCAAGUGGCAAGUUACAACUUCUUGAUACAAUACUCUCAAACAUUCGAGAUCGAGGACUAAGAGUCAUAAUUCUGUUCCAGUCGAUUGGUGGAAGGGAUUCAAUUGGAGAUAUAUUGGAAGAUUUUAUAGGACAAAGAUUUGGUCCAGAUUCUUAUGAACGUCUUGACGGGGGUUUUCUCUCGUCGAAGAAGAAACAAGCUGCUCUAAACAAGUUCAAUGACAAGGGUAGUGGGAGAUUUGUGUUCUUAUUAGAAAAUCGUGCGUGCAACUGUAGCAUCAAGUUCUCGUCUGUGGACGGCGUUGUCAUCUUUAAUGGUGAUUGGAACCCCACGAAUGAUAUAAGAGCACUACAAAAAGUAUCAAUCGGUUCAUCUGUUCGACAGAUCAAAGUUUUCCGCUUAUAUUCACCUUGUACGGUGGAAGAAAAUGUUUUGGUCCUUGCAACACAAGAUGAGACUCUUGAUAUACAGAGCCUAAGUCUAAGUACUAUUCACAUGCUGCUCAUGUGGGGGGGCUCAUAUUUAUUCAAUAAGUUGGAUGAGUUUCAUGGUGGUAAUAUCUCAACCGCUAGUGCAAGUAGUAAAUCCGAACCAUCAAUUCUCAAAGACGUAGCCAAGGAUUUCUUGAAUGUACUUUUUCAAGAUCGAGAAAAUAACCAUCCAAACAGCUCUCUCGUUAUACAAGUUCAACACAGCGGGGGAACAUACAGGAAGAAUGUUUCACUGCUUGGUGAGCUAAAAAUCAAGCUCCCAAAUGGAGAAGAACCCGCUUUUCUUUGGACAAAGCUCUUGGAGGGAAGGAAUCCUCAGUGGAGAUAUUCUUCUGGCCAGUUGCAGAGGAACAGGAAAAGGGUUCAGAAUUUUGGGGACUUGCUAAAGCAACCAGAACUCGAAGCUGAUGAAGUUGGAAAGAAACGCAAGAAAGUGGUGAACAGUAAAGCUGAUCCAGCCUCUUUAAGAGCCAGUCUCAAAGAAGGAGGUGAACUUUCACGAGAUAGGGGAGGAGGUUCUGAACUUAACAUGGUUGAUUCUGAGGAAGCGAUUGGAGUGCGUGAUGUGCAGGGGAGUCUUCAUGCUUUUCUAAAACGAGAGAUUUCAACACUCUGUGGAAUCCUGAAACUUACAGAAGAUGUCAAGGAUAUGGUUGGAAAGUUUCUUGCAUACAUAAUUCAUAAUCACCAUGUCAAUAGCGAACCGGCAUCCAUAUUACAGGCUUUCCAGAUAUCUCUGUGUUGGAUUGCUGCUUCAAUUGGGAAAAGCAAAAGUGAUAGAUACAAAAUUGAUAGGAAGGAAUCAAUUUUGUUAGCAAAGAAACGUUUGAAUUUUCGUUGCACAGAGGAAGAGGUGAAUGAGGUCUAUUUGAUGAUGCGGCCGCUGAAGAAAACUUUCUUAAGCCGUUUAGAAAAUUUCGAAGAAUCAGAGCGUCCACAGGAUGCUUUAGUAGCUGCUGAGGACACUGUGAAAGAGCCACCUGAUGCAAGAAUGUCCCCAUCAAUAGCCUUCAGGCUGAAGAAUGUAAAAGUUGAGAUUGAAGAGAGAUCAGAAAACCAAGAAUUUGUUGAGAAUCUCGUCCUUUCUCACCCGAAAGAGACAACACUGAAUAAAAAGUGUGCAAUGCAGUUAACAAAGCUCAUUAGAAAGCAACAGGAGGAAAUUCAGGUGGUUCACAGAAUUUUGGAGGAGGAAAGAGUACAACUAGAGAACCAGCACAGGGUAGAUUCAACCCUUGUUCGCUCUAUACACGGUAAUAAUCCUGUUGGAUUGGAUAAGAUCAGGAGGUUAGAAGAUGAAUUUGCAAAGAAAAAGGAAGAACACAAUCGCAAAAAGGAUAUGCACCUUAAAGAAGUUGUGAAAAAGCAACUAGCUGAAAGGAAUAAGAUGAGGCAAGCAGGGGCUCUUUCGAUGGGAAGACCAAAGUCCUCGGAACAAGCUGAGCCAUCUUGUGAGCUGCCUCUGGAUGGAUCUGGUUUUGGGGGCACCAAGAACAUUGUAUCUGCGUCUAGUUGCCUUGCAGAAGAUCAAUGUUCUAACGGAAUCCUAGCUAGUGGUAUGGUACCAUGUGUUAUAUCAAGCACUGCCGCCAGUGAAGCAGUAGGAGGUGGUGUCGCCGUCGAAACUCCAACCGUGGCUGUGUGUCCAAAUCAUGAGAGUAGUGCAGUGAAUUCUAUUGCUCAUGAGAACAAUGCCUCUGUGGACCUGCCUUCUGCUGAAGAACAGAUUCAUGAUGAAGCUCCUUCCAGUAUACAAGAUACUCCCGUAAGUGCUCCAAACCAAUUGGUACUCCAGGAUGAACGUUCUCAGUUGCUGACAUCUAGUGGAAUACCUGAUAUUGAUGAACUCGCAAGAGAAAAUCAGAAUGUUCUAGGGGCAGAAGUUCCACCUUUGCAUGCCACUGAUGGCAGUCCCGAAGCAGUGGUGAUUGAGCAUCUCAAUCAACUGCAACUGUCAUCACCUUCCAGCUCACCUGUUGGUCCGAAUCAACAUUUUCCACAUUUAGCUUCACCAGUUGAACAACCACCACAAAGUGAUGGGCCCGUUGCUUCCUUAAAUGCGGAGCUCGCUCAACAUGUUGAGAACCCAUCGCCAUCAGUGCCUUCAGACCCAGUAGUUUUGCAUUGUGUGGCAAAUCAACUAAGUGGUGAUGGGUAUACCUCUUUCAGAAAUGCUGAGGCUUUGUCACAACUGGGGGUUAUGGAAGCUCUUCCAAAUCAAGUUGUUUCCAGUACACAGUCAGGCACUCGGAUGCCAGCAAAGUCUGUAUAUGCCGAUCCGCUUACAACUGAACUGGAAAGGCUGAGAAAACAAACAGAGCAAACAAAUACGGCUCAUAAAGAUACAAUUCUGCGGCUGAAAUCUGAUUUGGAGAAGGAGAUAGAGGAAGUUAUUGCUGCAAUGCGUCAGAAGUAUGUGGCUAAACUUAAUUCUGAAGAAGCUGCUUUUGCACAGAAAAAAAUGGAACUUGAUACAUAUCACAUCAAAGUUCUCAUGAAUAAAAGAUUGGCAGAUGCUUUUCGGGCUAAGUGCUUAGAAAGGUCUUCCGGAGCCUUGGAAAUGCGGCGAGCUGUUGUCCCAUCAGCCAGCCAGCAAACGACAGCACCGCCUUUGCAAAUCGUCCACCAUUCCUCAGCCCUUUUUUCAAGCAUGCCGAACAGGCCCCCUCUGAUUUCUCCUAUUGGCCCUUCACCUGGAAACCUCCAAACCGCCAGUGAAAGACGGGCCCCAGCUCCACACCUUCAACCUUUUAGACCACCACCAUCCACAUCUGCAAGAAAUCUUCCCAUAGCUUCUCCCACUGUGCCCCACCUAGUUCCAUCCCAACCACCUCCCCUGCCACCAUCUCCAAUGCCACCUACUUAUCGCUCUGGCCUUUACAAUACGGCCCCACAUCCUGAAGUCGCAGGAGGGUUGCCAAGUCUUCAUAACCCAUCUCUUUCUGCGAUGAGUUUGCUCUUUCACAUGAAUAAUCAACCUGGUGCGAAUCCACCAAACAUUUUGUCACCUCGUCCAGAUUUGAGCUCAAGUUUUGAUGCACUGGACAUAUCCCAAUUUGGUAGUGGAGGGGGUGAUGGAAUGGUUAACUUGGCCAGUUCAGGUGUAGCAACUGGCGUUGUUUGUUUAUCAGAUGAUGACGAGUAACUUGUUAUUAAUGUUGUAAAGUUCUGCUUGUAGUUUUUGACUUGAGGCACUGCCCCGGGGCCGCCUUGUACUUUUGGGUUUGGUGGAGGGCGCGUCUUAAGUGGCUAACUAGGUCUAGGGCAAGAAAGAGUCUCAACUUUGUCCUAGUAAUUUGCUUCUUGUACAUAUGGUCAAAUGGUUCCUUGUAUUAAUAUAUGAUGUGGACAUUCAAUCUUUUGUUUGUUCA